CGUAAGGAGAGAACGGACCCUCUUGAGAGAUCUACUGACACCCCUUCCUCCGGCAUGGCAAACAUCACAUCUGCCCAAUGGCAGGCCAUGCUGGAUGCAGCAGAUGAGAACGAGAGACUGUUCUUCCAUAAGCUUUAUGAUGAUGCCGUGCAGAGGGAAAGGGAGGCAGCGGCAGCAGCCAGAGCCGCCAACAUUGCUGAUCAGGUGGCCCUCCUUCGGAUCCCGGAAGCCAAUGCCGACCGGUUCCAGGAGGGACUAGCUGCUGCCGUAGCAGCCUUGGUUCGACUGCGGACCUUAGAAGACCUUGAGUCCCGUGUGACAGCACUAGAGCAGCAAAACCAAGAGUUGCAGGCUGAGCUACUCAGCCUCAAACAGUCCCAACUGUCUGCCCCCCGCCCUCCUAACCCUCGACCUGCUGCAGUCCCAGUCUCUCAACCCAACACAGUCCUCGUGGCAAGGGCAAGUGGAACUGUGACGAGCGCAGGAUCCGGUACCAGCUCCUCGAGCGGCAGCGCCGGCAGUUCUACACUAGUCAUAGUCCCAAAUGCGGGGACAUCAGCCCAAAACGCCACAGUCCUUACUGGCGUUCAGUACAGCGGUCCCAUGGUGGACAAGCGGGCGGCAACUCUGCCGUCCAAGUACGACGGGAAAGGAGACAUUACCUCUUGGAUUAUGCGCAUGCGCAAGGAAAUUGAGCAUGUACACCUAGCUUUUGUAAAGCCUCUUCAUGUGCCUUCUACUUUUGCUGCGUUUUCUACCUCGGUAAGUAACUCUACUUCUACCACCUCUGCUUUUAAUGUGAAUAAUACUUCUACUUCUAAUCCGGUUGUCAUUGCUGUAAAUUCUCAAUCUAAUUUCCUUUCUCCUGAUGAGGAUGAUCCUCCACCGAAAGUCCCAACAAACAUUCGCCAGCUAUUAGAUCGAUUCCCUGAAGUUUUGGCCGAACCUCGUGGAGUUCCCCAGUGUCCGGUCAAACACAAAAUCGAGAUAAUAGAGGGGAGUGUUCCUCCGAAGGGCUGCGUCUACUGCAUGGGACAAGGCGAGUUGGAGGAGUUGAGAAGGAAGAUUGAUGAUAUGAUUGACCGUGGAUGGAUUAGGCCCAGUGAAUCUGAGUUCGGUGCACCUGUCCUGUUUGUGCCAAAGAAAGGAGGCAAACUCCGGAUGUGUAUUGACUAUCGUGGCCUUAAUCCGAUCACCAGAAAGAAUGCUUACCCUUCGCCUCGCAUAGAUGAUUUGCUAGAUGCGGCAGGUGGGUGCAAGGUCUUCUCCAAGAUCGACCUCAAAUCUGGUUACCACCAGAUUGAAGUUGAUCCGAGUGAUCAGCACAAGACUGCAUUCAAAACACGCGAUGGGUUGUACGAGUUCAUCGUUAUGCCCUUCGGUCUUACGAAUGCACCGGCCACAUUUCAAUGCCUCAUGGACAAGGUACUUCGCCAUCAACUCAACAGGUUUGUGGUUGUGUACCUUGACGAUAUCCUGAUCUUCAGUAAAACCAUGGAAGAGCACCUCAAGCACCUUGAGGAAGUUUUGCAGGUCCUCAAGGAGGCGCAGCUGCACCUAAACUUAGAGAAAUUUGAGUUUGGGAGGGACAGCGUCAUCUAUCUCGGGCAAAGGAAACUGAAGGAGGAUCUGGUCGAACACACCGCCAAGGAUCCGGACCUUAGUCCCAUCCUUGAGCAGCUCAAGGCUGACCCUAACAGUCAGCCUCAUUUUCAUGAGUGUGAGGGUCUUGUAUUCCGCCGGUAUGGGAAGUUUGAUCGCUUGUGUGUACCCAACCAUGCACCUCUCCGAACGCAUUUCUUGGAUCUGGCACAUGGUCAGAAUGGACAUUUCGGCUUUGAGAAGACCUAUGGAACUCUUCUGCAGCAGGUUGAUUGGCCAGGAAUGAAAGGAUCUGCUCAGAAAUUUAUUGCUGAAUGUCAGGUAUGUCAAAGAACCAAGGUCCACAGGCAUAAGCCUUAUGGCCUGCUGAGACCCCUCCCCAUUCCUAAUGGACCCGGUGAGUCGAUUUCCAUCGACUUCACGGACAUGGGAAAGGUGAGUGAGGUAGGAAAUUCACAAGUCAUGGUCAUCGUGGACCACUUCUCCAAAUUUAUGAACUUGAUUCCUUUCCCUCCCCAUGCCCCAACUGAACUUGUCAUCGAAGAAUUCCAUCAGCAGUACAUUCUGCAGUUUGGCGUCCCGAAAACUAUCCUGAGUGAUCGGGACACCAGAUUCAUCAGCAAAGAUUGGAAGGACUUUACCUCUCAAAUCUAUGACAUUAAACUGAACAUGACUUCUGGUCGACACCCCGAAGCCAAUGGUUUGGUCGAGGAGAUCAACCAGACUGUCAUCCAACUACUUCCCGCAUUGAUUGUCCCAGAUCAGAACACGUGGGACAAGGAGUUGCACAAAGUGAAGGGACUGUAUAACAACUCCAUCCACUCUGCAACUGGCGUGACACCAAACCAGUUGCAAUAUGGAUGGCCGAUGCGUAAUCCCCUCUCCUAUUUGUUCCCUGAACGGUCACCUGGUCUGAUGCCCGACAUGCCUACCUACAAUGCCAAGUACGCACGCUUGCUCAAAGCUGUUAUUGCAGCCAUGAACAAGCGCCAGCAUGCCAUAAUCAAACAUGCUAACAAGUUGCGCAAAGAAGAAAAAUCCAAAGUAGGGGAUUAUGUUUCGGUUAAAAUGUCUAAGUUUUUUUAUGAAGAGGGCAUAUCACGAAAACUCCUUCCAUUGUACUAUGGCCCUUGGCAGAUUUUGAAGGUGAUUGGGGAUGAUUUUGGUCCUUCAUAUGUGAUUGACAUGCCUCCUCAUCUGCGCACGUAUCAGGUCUUUCAUGCGUCCAAACUGUUUCCACAUAUUGAUGAUGAGACGUUUCCCUUCCGAAACCCUAUGAUACCUCGCCCUAUCGACGGCAGCCAUGAGAUAGACAAAAUCGUUUCUCACGAGGGAAAAGGGAGGAACAGACAGUACAAGGUUCACUUCCUCUAUCACCCGUUGACUGAGUUCUUCUGGAUCAACCGGAAAGAGCUGCUAAAGAGUGUUCCCCGUCCUAGUGUACAGAUUCUUGUUCAGAAAGUGUUCUCCCAACCUCCGUUGCAGACUGUAGUAAUACAGCAGCCUGUCGUCUCGCAGCCAGCACAGCCACAGGGCACACAGCCCCAACAACAGCAAGUGCAGCAGCCUGCACCCUUGGCCCCACAGCCUAGAUUUGCGCAGGCUCUAGGACAAGGACAAUUGGUUCCGAAGACUGACAUCGCAUCACCCAAGCCGUUCUCGGGUGAUAAAAAGGGUGAGGACCUUGAAUCAGUCUACGUGAAGUGCAAGUUAACCUUGCCUCACGAGGAAGUACUUGUGGUUGCCUCCUAUCUUGAGGGAAGUGCAUCGAGGUGGUUAAGCGGGUACGUGCAGUUACAGGGAUAUUGUCACGACUUCCACGCUUGGGCAGUCACCCAGAGACUGGAAGAUUUCAUCAAGUUGGUGAAGGAAAGGUGGCACGACCCGCAGGAGGCUCAAAAGGCCACCAACGAGAUAUUGACCCUGAGCUCAAGGAAGUUCAAGUCAGUAAGGGAUACGACAGAUGCGGUAGAGCGUUUGAUAUGUGUUCCUGGUGUACACUACAAUCCCCAGGUCUUACUUACCACUUACCUGAGGUGCCUCCCUACGGAGAUCGAGACUCAGUUGGCAAGCGAGGCCAUUACCACGGUCCACAAUUUCCCCUCGUUCAGCAAGAAGGCCCUAGAUCUAGAGGCAAAGACCGGGCAUGGGCACCAACCCACAACGAAUGGUGGGAAAAAGACACGGUCUCCUAACUGGAAGGCCAAGGGGCACAUAAUGUUUGUCGACAACGACGGUACUACCAUAGAGUUCGACGACGACUUCCAGAUGGGAGUMGGGUCAGAGUCGGGUAGCGCAGAAGCUUCAGGGGGUGGAGCAGUCGCUGCCUCAGUUCAAAAAGUUCAAGUGCCGAAAUCUUUAAGUGACAGAAAAGAUCCCGCCUACAAUGGGCCAACCGUCGUGUGGCCAGCAGUUCUGGCACUUCUUUGGGAAACGCAUCGGCCAGUAGGAAUUAUAGUUGUUCCUGCUAGGGUCGAGGUGGCAGGCACACCCUCACCAUCUCGAGAGAUGGCCCAAACUAUUGACUCUGUCAUCGUCCCACAAGCACGUUCGGACCAAUCGAUCCUUUAUUCGAUGAAUGUGUUCGAGUCCUUAGUGGAGCUAGAGGAGGAGUGCUCUAGAUCAAACCCACUAGCUUCUUGGAAGGCAAUGGCUAAAGCUCCUAAGGGUGAUGCGAACGCAAUGUCUGACCGCUUACCCAACAAGCUCGGACGUCAGCCAAUGGGUUCCAAUGGGUUCCGAAAGAUAAGGACGUGGGGGGUGAAAGGCGCAACAGCGGUGCAGAUUGCAGAAGGAGAAGGGCAACGCCGUUUCCAGUACGAAGAAGAUGGAGUUGCAGUGAGCGACAGUGCUUCGCAAAUUGGGGAGAUUAUAGCAUGGGAAGAAGACAGUGGAGAGUGAACACUUCGCAUGAAAGGGCGGAACAAAAACGCCCGUCCCCA
This is a messenger RNA of Chara braunii, 4544 nucleotides long. The record is from the annotation of a GenBank genome assembly. NCBI's taxonomy places the organism in Eukaryota, Viridiplantae, Streptophyta, Charophyceae, Charales, Characeae.